Molecule: messenger RNA, 1017 nt
Organism: Meleagris gallopavo (turkey)
Lineage: Eukaryota; Metazoa; Chordata; Aves; Galliformes; Phasianidae
Source: RefSeq, a predicted model, not a curated record
GCCUGUCAAUUUGGGAUGGAAAACGGCGUUUUGAUGCUUUUUUGGGGUGCCGUAACGCUUCUCCCCCAUCCUUCCUCCUGCAGGAUCUUCAUCAUCUGGGCCAUCAGCAGCUGGUUCCGCCGCGGGCCGGCCCCGCAGGAGCAGAGCAGUGCUGGGGGAACGCCGCGAGCCCCCAGCCGAAACCUCUUCCCCAAGGACACUUUAAUGGACCUCUAUGUUUAUAUCUCGGAGCACGAGCACUUUACAGAUUUCAACGUCAGCUCCGCGCUGUUCUGGCAGAAACGGGACCUGGUGUACGGAGACUGGACCAGUGGGGAGAACGCUGACGGGUGCUACGAACACUACGGGGAGGUGGACAUCUCACAGAGCGUCCAGCAGAACGGCUCCAUCUACAUCCACGUCUACUUCACCAAGAGCGGCUUCCACCCCGACCCCCGGCAGAAGAACCUCUACAGGCGCCUCGCCACGGUCCACACAUCACGGAUGAUCAACAAAUACAAACGGCGGCGGUUCCAGAAGACCAAGAACCUCCUGACUGGGGAGACGGAGGCGGACCCAGAGAUGAUCAAGAGGGCGGAAGAUUACGGUCCCGUGGAGGUCAUCUCCCAUUGGCACCCCAACCUGACCAUCAAUAUGGUGGACGACCACACGCCGUGGGUGAAAGGCAGCGUCCCACCGCCUCUGGACCAAUACGUGAAAUUCGACGCCAUCAGCGGCGAUUAUUUCCCCAUCCUCUACUUCAACGACUACUGGAACCUGCAGAAGGAUUACUUCCCCAUCAACGAGUCCCUGCAGCGCCUGCCCUUCCGCCUCUCCUUCUGCCCGCUGUCCCUGUGGCGCUGGCAGCUCUACGCCGCUCAGAGCACCAAAUCGCCCUGGAAUUUCCUGGGGGAGGAUCUGUACGAGCAGUCGGACGAGGAGCAGGACUCCGUCAAGGUCAGGGCACCAAAACGCCGCGGCUGUGCUCUCCGACCCGAGUUCGUUAUGCCGGCUUCCAAUUAAUGACUUCCGUCCGUC